UUUCCCAACUUAAUAUUAAUUCCUUUAAGUACAGGUAUAGGCUACUUUGUUUGUAUUCACCUUUAAUGAAGAUAAAUUGGAACUUUAAGGAGAAAUAACACACCAGAGGAAAGUGGAGGAUAUUUUGCAAUUGAAAAGUUUCAAAUUUACUUUAUUUAGUCCAAAAAUGCAGUUUUAGGAGAAAGUAAUCUGGGGAAAAAAAUGAAAAUCUCUGCUAGAUUCAAACACAUGAUCUACAGAUCAACAGUCGACAAGUUAACUGACUGCAUGAGCUACCCAGCUAGGUCAUCUACAGAUCAGCAGUCAACAUGUUAACCUACUGAGCUACCCAGCAAGGCAAUUUGAUUUAAAAGGAAUAUAUACAUUUAUUACAUGUACUGGUAUUCAUAUUUUUCAAAAGGAAGUCAGCCAAUAUGAUGUAUGUAUUAUUCCUCCUUGAGCAGUGGACAUAGAACCACUGGCUUUUUAUAGCAUAGUUAUUUGAAUUCUUAGCUCAGUGACAGACAAAACAAAUGUAUAUAUAAUAGUUUAUUGAUCAUUCAGUAAAGAAGUGUCUUGACAUGUGUAGUGUGAAAGUGAACGCUAACUUUAAGAUGAUCAUUUACAAAAAGAGCAGUCAUGGUUUGUUAAGCAAAUGUUAGCACUGUGUUGAAUCUUAGACCAAAAAUUGUGAAUUGCACAUGCACUUAAUUAAACAAAAAAUCACGAUUCAUCAUUGAUACUCUGGAGAAAGAGCUGAUAAAACAUCCUGGAUUAAUCUGCGCAGUCACAUGAAGAACUUUACAACGAAAGUAGUGAAGGAAAAGCUCACGGAUCGCUCGACUACUGCUACCUCACAGCCUCCAUUGUAGUUCUCGCUGUCCAAACAACAUUAAAUUUUGGGAAGCUGUGCUGAUUACUACCCGUGCAAUCUUCAUAAUGAAUCAUACCAUGAACUCAACAAUGUCCUCAAUAAUGGACAUGAAUUCCACUGGAAUGAACCACCACCACCAUCACAUGCACUCUACUACUGGAAUGCCUAUGGACCACCACAACCAUGGUAACAUGGAUGGUAACAUGGAUGGGAGCAUGCAAGACCACAGCAUGCACAUGGGGAAUGAUACCGAUAGUUGUGGGAAUGGAAUGGCAAUGUUCUUCCACACUGGGAAAUGUGAAUACUUACUGUUUGAAGGUGUUCAGACAAAGACUGUAGCAGGAAUGGUAGGAGCUUGCAUUAUCAUAUUCCUCCUGGCUGUCCUGUACGAAGGCUUGAAGGUUUUCCGGGAGUACCUCCUGAAAAAAGCAUUGGUGACUGGCUCCAAGUACCAAGAGGUCACUAUCGGCGCUAAUGGGAAAUCUGUUGUACCAGACGCACAGGUCAAAAGCAGGGUUAUGAUACCCGGACAACCCAGUAAUGGGAUGAUCGUCAAUAAUCCCUUUAUGAAUAGAAGGAUAUCGAUGAUCAGCAGUUCUCACUUGUUACAGACCCUGCUUCAUGUCUUACAAGUAUUCAUCAGUUAUUGCCUCAUGCUCGUCUUCAUGACGUACAAUGUCUGGUUAUGCAUCGCAGUCAUUCUAGGAGCAGGAACGGGCUAUUUCUUCUUCGGAUGGAAACGAGCGGUCGUGGUGGACGUUAAUGAACACUGUCAUUGAGGAGAAAACGACACUGAAUACUGUAUUCAUCCAAAUCACCAUCCCUGUUCAAACAGAUAUUUGCUGUUCAAUAAUAAAGGUGCUACAUGUAUCAAUAUCUAUAGGUGCUACAUGUAUCGAUAUCUUAUUUGUAAAUUCUCAAGUAAAGGGAAAUCUCACCAUCUCUGCCUGCUCCCUUGUGUGCUGUAAAACAUCAGAUCUUUGUUUAUACUUCUGUCUCCUUUCAACAAAUUUAUUUUAGGCAUCUGGGAUGCUUAUUUGGAGAAUACAGUGUGUCAAGAUUGUUUUCAUUUCAUCUGAAUGUUGAUUGAAAUAUUCCAGGGACAGAAUAUUCCAUAUAUUUUAGAUAUCUGUAUAUUUUUAUAGGCUACUAAUGCACAGCAUUUUACUGUGAUGUGAUUUUACUCCAGACGAUCACAUUGAUUAGCUAGGAGUUAAGGAGCCUGUGAUCUCCCAUGCAGGAAAUAAUUGUGUCCAACACAUGACCAGAAAGGUGUGAAGGUCUCCCUAAUGAUCUAAGCAGGCUUUCAUGUGAUUGGGGUGUAGUUUGUUCAGAACUUUUGAAACAGAAAGCAAAUGUGUAGAUAAUGUCUUUAAUUUCACUUUGGUUUUUAAGGAAGUAUGGUACCCAAGACUUUAUGCAGAACUAGGAUGUUGUCAAAAUUGUAAUGCAUAGAAAUUUUGUAAUCAUAACUCUCAAUACCAAACUUUAAAAGGUAUAAAAUUAAUGCAUUUCAUGACAUGAAUUGUUUUACUGCAUCUGACAAGGUUCUUUAUCAGGCAGGCUCUCAUUCCAGUCAGUGCACUUUUAGAUUUGAACUUUCUUUACAUGCAUAUAUUUAUAUUUUUGAUUUUAGGAUAUGACAAUGUAAGUAACAUCAAUUUAAAAAAAUUCUGAAUUAAAAUACUCUGUUCUGCACAACACAUAAACAAGUUGCAGUAACUCAAUCACAGUUGAAGUAAACUACAGCCAAGGUCAAAUACAAAUACCAGUGAACCAAUUCUAUUAAUCAUUGAUUGCAUGGUUGUACAUCUAAUGAUGGAUUAUGAAAGUUUUCUGAUUGUUAAUUACCAGGAAAAAGUUGGUAUCAUACCUUCUUAAUUUAGAUUGUCCCCAUUAAUAAAACUUAUGGCAUUAGUAUAUGUAAACAUUAUAUGCACAUUGAUUUUUUUCACUUUACAGGUUGUCAGGUUGAAAUCAAAUUAAUAAGUAAAGAUUUAUUGUCAGAGUGUAGCAGUAGUACAAAAAUAAAUAUUUGUAAACAGAGUUAGAUUUGUAUUAUGACGGUUUAUGUUUUAGAUUUUUUAUGUACAUUGUAUAUGAAUAGUGAGAAGCAAUACCAGUAUUGUGGAGAUUUUUGUGGGUUUUUUUAAAUGUGUGUAUUUUGUUUGCGUAUUUCAUUGUAAAUGAAUUUUCCAAAAGUAUAUGUUUAAUUUGUCUAAUAUCCAGUAAACGUUGUUCACCGCUGAUCUUCCUUGUUACCAUGGUGACGGUUAUCUGUAACUAAGACAGCAUUACUUACAUUACAUUCAUCAGCUGUUUUAUAUAUCCUCAUUUUUCAUCAAUUUUACAAUGGAGCCAACUAGUACUUAACAUUGCCAAUGUUAAACUUGCCGAUGUAUGUUGUACAAGUGUUUAGGCAUUAUGUGUACUUAUAAAUACUUAUAAAAUUAUGUAUUGUCUACUGGGAAAUUUUUAGCAGUUUUGUUUUUAUUCACCCUAUGCCAUGUUGUCUCUAUAGAUUGACACACCCAUGUGAUGUAUGCACAAAAAUGGCAAUGAGAAGGCAGAAAAUGAUUGAGAGCAAAAGUAGCUGAUGUUUCAGCAUUAGGACAAUUGUAGGCAUAUUCUAGAGCUCAAGAACUUCGACUGUGGCUCAAGAUUUGAAAAAGAGAGGGUCAUUUAUGUCAUUGAAUGCUUAGUGUAAUCUCAUGAGUUGAUCAUUAAUAAUAUUUGAUGCAUACAAACAAAAACAUUACAAUAUCAGUUUCUUUAUAGUGUCAGAGACGGAUCAGUGACCAAAACAAAGUCAUUUCAUAUUAUGCAGUAAGAACAAAAUUUCAUAUCUGUCACCCAUGAUUAUCAAAUAAUAGUGUUCACUUCAUCUUGUGUACGGUUUUUAUUAAUCAUUGUUGCUUACAUCAUAAAUUCUAUGAAAUCCAAGCUUGGAAUUGUUACGGUUAUAUAAUAAACUAUAUUUAUCUCCUA
Molecule: messenger RNA, 3841 nt
Organism: Ostrea edulis (European flat oyster)
Lineage: Eukaryota; Metazoa; Mollusca; Bivalvia; Ostreida; Ostreidae
Product: high affinity copper uptake protein 1-like
Exons: 8
Coding region: 919-1632 (237 amino acids)
Biological process (GO): copper ion transmembrane transport
Cellular component (GO): membrane
Molecular function (GO): copper ion transmembrane transporter activity
Source: RefSeq, a predicted model, not a curated record